UUAUCUGGCUAUGCGGCUACUCGGUGGCAUAUUUAAGCACAGAGAACAGACGAGACGAUCUCUCGCCAGUUACACAUUAUGGCUAAACUUCAGCAAAAUACGAACGUAGAACGCAUAAACAUGCGUUACUCUACAGGCACUAGUAACGCUGCAUCGCAGCCUUUGCAACGCUUGUAGUUAUGCGCUUGCUUUACUAUAUUUACGGUAGCCUUAAAACUGAGGGAAAUUCUGAGACCCGCCGUUGAGAACGUCAUGCGAAUUGUGCGUGUGGGUCGUGCAAGGGGGGCCGAGCAAGUAAAAAGUAAACACUGCGUCGAUGGAAGGAGACCAUCCGGGGUGCAGAAGCUGCAUUUCACUCGGGUGCUCUGCGUUUAGCAACACUUCGAGGGUCAACAUCGGGAUUUAUUCUUUACGCGCUGGAGUAUGCACCGUAACAAAAUAAGUCUAUUUUCCGUGGAUGACUUCUCGCCGCCAUAAAAUUUUUGGAUUAUUCAUUAAUUCAGUCUGGCUAUAUUUUCAGACACCACCGCUGCCUUCAUUGAAGCGCGUGUUUAAUGCCUGAUUCUUAUCAUAUUCUAUAUAACGUAGACUGCAGUCAUUUUUAGACAGGUUUUGUAAAUAGCACACGAUUCAAUUAACUUGUUUGUAAAUACUGGGAUUUUAAGAACGGGGUUCUUUUCUUGCUCGUGUUCUUCGGUCGUCGCGGCGAUACCGGCAUCACGUUCGCUAGCUAGUUGUAGAUAAUCCGCCGGGGAGAGAAGCCGGCAACAGACGGAUAAAAUGACUAUGUCCGUCCCGGAGAGGAACUCGGGGUCUGGGGGAAAGGAAGAGGAGAGUGAGGAUGAAAGCGAAAUCCUGGAGGAGAGCCCGUGCGGACGCUGGCAGAAGCGAAAGGAGCAGCUGAGCCAGGGUAAUGUCCCAGGCAUUGAAACUGCCUCUCUGGCCAUGGACACGGAGGAGGGGGUGGAGGUGGUGUGGAACGAAGUUCAGUUUUCUGACAAGAAGAUCUUCAAGGCCCUGGAAGACAAGAUCAAGGAGAUGUUCGAGAACCUGAUGCAGGUGGAGCACCCCAACAUCGUCAAGUUCCACAAGUACUGGCUGGACAUGAGGGAGAGCCGGGCGCGAGUGAUCUUCAUCACUGAGUACAUGUCAUCGGGCAGCCUCAAGCAGUUCCUGAAGAAAACCAAGAAAAACCAUAAGACUAUGAAUGUAAAGGCGUGGAAAAGGUGGUGCACGCAGAUCCUCUCCGCCCUCAGUUACCUCCACUCCUGUGACCCGCCCAUCAUCCACGGCAACCUCACCUGCGACAACAUCUUCAUCCAGCACAACGGGCUCAUCAAGAUCGGCUCAGUGUGGCACAGGCUGUUUGUGAACGUGUUCCCCGAGGCCGUCCACGGCAAAGUGCGGCACCAUCGAGACGAGCAGAGGAACCUGCACUUCUUCGCUCCGGAAUACGGCCUGGCUGAAGAUGACUACAGCAUCGACAUCUUUUCCUUCGGGAUCUGUGUCCUGGAGAUGGCUGUCUUGGAAAUCCAGGCCAAUGGAGACACUGUAGUGUCCAAGGAGGCCAUUACGCUUGCAGGACAGUCACUAGAAGACCCCCUCAUGAGAGAGUUCACCCAGUCCUGCCUGCGUCCUGAGGCGAAGCUGAGGCCCACGGCACACGACCUGCUCUUCCACCGGGUCCUGUUCGAGGUCCACUCCCUGAAGCUUCUGGCCGCCCACUGCUUCAUCAACAACCAGUACCUUCUCCCGGAGAACUGCUUGGAGGAGAAGACCAAGUCCUUCGACCCCAGCGGCAUCAUGGCCGAAAUCGAGCACGAGGACCGGCCGGGCGUCCAGCUCAAAUAUUCCCACGUCUCCCCUCUAGAACUGGACAAGUUCCUGGAGGACGUCAAAAACGGGAUCUACCCCCUGAUGAACUUCGCCUCCCAGCGACCCCACCCCAUCCCGCGCGCCCUCUCGCUGUCCCAGGAGCAGAUGGAGACGGUGCAGACCCCCACCCCUGAGCCCCAGGAGAUGGAGACCAGGAAGGUUGUACAGAUGCACUGUAAUCUGGAGUCUAAUGAGGAAGGGACCAAAACGCAUCUCUCUCUCUUCCUGAAGAUGGAUGACAAACUCCACCGGCAGCUCAGCUGCGACGUCCUGCCCUCUGACAGUCCGAAGGACCUGGCCAAUGAGCUGGUGCACUACGCCUUUAUCUGUGAGGAGGACUGCGAGAAGCUGGCCGGCUUCCUGGAGGAGGCGCUGUGUAAACACCAGGCUGGGGCGUCUGGCUCCCCUGGGCUGUGUUGAAGACGUGCUGUGCCCUGCCCCCUGUACAACUGCCCCCCACCACUGGGGGGGGGGGGGGGGGCGGCAUCAGAACAGGGGGGGGGGGCAUGAACGUAAGGUUGUCCCAGAGCCCACAUAACCAGGACUUAAGUGUCAGGACUCCUGGGUGGGGUCUGAAGGACAGAUUUUUUGGGGAGUUCAUGGAGGAGGGGCAAAAAAGAAAAAAAAGGUGCUCAGCUUUCAGCUGGUCAGAACGGGGCACGGAAGAUGACCACGGGACCCAGGCAUUGGGACCUUACAUCACAACAGCAAGCUUCCUGUGGGAGGACUGACAGAGCUCAGCCUUCCCACAGUGCUGCAGUCAUCAGGACUUUCUCUCUUGAUUUUGUCUAGACGCACUUCUUUUCUGCAUUUGUGAACGUGCUUCUUCCUCAUUGUCAUAUUAUAUAAGGACAGACAGAGUCGCAGCUCGUCUGAAAGGCUCAUUGAGGAGGAAACCUUUGACAGGAAACUGGAGGGCCUCAGAAAGUCCAGUCAUUAGAGAAAGACUGUACCUUCCCGAUAUCCGUGCUUUUAGUUCAACUUCUGAUUUUGAUACUGGUUUGCUAAUUAACUUAAUGUCUAAAAUUUGUCCAAAAAAAAGAAAAGAUUUAUUUCGUAAGGUUUAGCCACUUGUCACUGCUAAAAGGAGCUUACUUUCAAGAAGUCUGAAUUUCCAGAAUUUUCAGAAAUCAGAAUUAAAUUCAUAAAUGUACAGCUUCAAAUUUGUCUCGGCAGUAUAUUCUGUGUACGUAUCAGCUGGCCAGCCAGUGUGAAAUAAAAAAAAUAUAUAAAUGGAUAUAUAUAUAACCUUAUAAUGUUAUUAGCUUCCCCGUCAAGCAAAUUCUGAAAUAUAGGUAUGCUGUCUUUUUUUGGUUAAGGUUUUGCAUGUGUAGUCAGUCAGUCAGUCAAUCUAUCAAUCAAUCAAUCAGUCAGUCAGUCAGUCAGUCAGUCAGUCAGUCAGGCAAGCAAAUGACACGCAAGUGCCUUUGUUUGUCCCUUAGUGAUCCACAACAAUAUCUGUUCCGUCUGAUACUCGUUUUGUUUUUGUUUUUGUUUUUCCUUUAAAGUCUUAACUGAAUUUGCGGAACACUUCCGACACUUUGACAGAGUUUGAAAUGGACCGCGAGCCUCCUCCGUGAAAUAGCGUCCAUUCGUUGCAAUGGAAUGAGCCCCAUGAUCGGCGGGCGGGCUGUCGAUUUCGCGGCCGGUCGUUCUGGUGGCUCCGACUGACCAUGGGGCGCCCCGCCUCUGUGAGGACCGAAUGUAUUAAACGUGUGACCUUGUGAGCUUUCUCCCGUCUGUGGGGCUGCUGAUCUUCCAUCGCGGCCUUCGGCAGGUGUGUGCGUGCAGCGCCAGAGCUGUUAGUCCCGGAAAGAAGCUACUACAGCAGUAGUAACAUUAAGCACCCACCCCCCCGUACGCAAACAUGCACACACACACACUCACAUUCACACACAUACACAUACACGUGCACGCGCGCACACACACACAAUCACACACAAUCGCACAUUCGUGCAAGCAUGCACACAAAAACACUCACACUCUCACACACGCUCUCACACAAACGCUCACACAUGCAAGCGUGCACACACACACACACACUCAUACCCACACUCACUUGUGUGUGCGUGCAUACACACAGGGACACACACUCACACACGCAUAGGCAUGCACACACAAACACUCACUACAGGAUUACAGAAGAUGUGCUAAGAAUGACAGACUGUGAUUUGGUCAUUUGGCUGAAGGACAAAUGAGUAACCAUCCACUGCUCUUAAUGAAUGGCCAGUGGACAGUCAGACACAUUAAAUGUCCCAUUCUUAGACCUGUACGGGAUCCAUCUUAACUGUGGUUAACCAUAGACCGUGGUCCUGUUUUUCCUCAGCGGGACAGAAGAAAUUUAGAAGGUAAAUUUGGAGGAGAUAACCAGGCUGUGUGGCCAAAUUCUCCAGUAGACCGACUUAAACCUCCUCCACCGUCUGUUCUCAGUGUGUAAAUCACUGUUCAUUCUGGGGCCAUCCUGUGAACGAUUUACUCUUCGAUUUACUCUUAUUCUGUAUAUAAUGCUCUUAAGCAUUUUCUGCUAAUGCUUAUUAAAAAAUAUACAUUUUUAUUUCUGCAAGCUUUCAAAGAGGCUUUUCUGGUUCCCAUCAAUGCUCCUGCACGAUGUUAUGCCAGUGUCACUGUACGAGUACUAUUAAGCAAGUGUUUCCUUACUGUUCUUUACUACGGGCAUGACUGCAUGUUGUGCCUCUUCUCACACUAAUGGAGGGAUUUCGCAGAGCCUGGACAGUCCUCUCUGCCUCAGACUUCAGUACACCACCCAGUCAUGCGUCCUCUCCUCGUGGCUUAUUUAUAUCAGCCUCUGUUCUUACAGUACCACUACACCACCAAGAGCUUUAUUUUAGGGUGGGGCGUGAAAACCUGCAGGACGGUCGAUCUCCAGGAACAGGGUUGGGCAGCACUGCUCUAGCCGUUGAAUGAGGUCUGCUUUUGUUAGCGUUUUGAAAUGAAAACCUGCAGGACGGUAGAUCUCCAGGAACAGGGUUGGGCAGCCCUGCCUCAGCAGCUGAAAGAACAGCUCUCACAGCGGGCGCUUGACGAGAGGAAGGAAUGUCCUGUACUUGAAAAAAAGAGCAGACUUAACCCCACAGCCGUCCCAAAAUGCCUGCUGGAGUAUGUUUGACUGAAUGUGUCAUGACCUUGGCUUGCCUUGUCAGUUUUGUCCUCAUGUAAAAUAUUGUACUAUAAUAGUAAUAAUAAUAAUAAUAAUGACAAUGAUUAAAAUAAAGUAGUAAUGAGGAAACGGA
Anguilla rostrata (American eel) is the source of this 5126-nucleotide messenger RNA. It is a transcript of the gene nrbp2a, whose product is annotated as nuclear receptor binding protein 2a. NCBI's taxonomy places the organism in Eukaryota, Metazoa, Chordata, Actinopteri, Anguilliformes, Anguillidae. The record is from RefSeq and is a predicted model, not a curated record. Gene Ontology annotation, molecular function: protein serine/threonine kinase activity; ATP binding. Gene Ontology annotation, cellular component: endomembrane system; cytoplasm. Gene Ontology annotation, biological process: protein phosphorylation; intracellular signal transduction. The transcript has 18 exons. The coding region runs from base 781 to 2295 and encodes 504 amino acids.